Molecule: messenger RNA, 4354 nt
Organism: Drosophila rhopaloa
Lineage: Eukaryota; Metazoa; Arthropoda; Insecta; Diptera; Drosophilidae
Product: box A-binding factor
Exons: 7
Coding region: 82-3732 (1216 amino acids)
Biological process (GO): cell fate commitment; negative regulation of transcription by RNA polymerase II; positive regulation of transcription by RNA polymerase II
Molecular function (GO): DNA-binding transcription factor activity, RNA polymerase II-specific; RNA polymerase II cis-regulatory region sequence-specific DNA binding; zinc ion binding
Source: RefSeq, a predicted model, not a curated record
UGAAAAUCGCGCCGGACACGGACACGUACGUGGAUUGCGGCGGAUAAUCCGUAUAAUCGAGUGGUGUGGAUCGCCGGAAUUAUGACCAAAACAACGAAGCCCAAGGAGAAGGCGGCUGGAGCGCAGGGGGCGUUGGCGGGGGCAGGGUCGGGGGCCAAGGCGGGCGGGGGCAGUCUGCUGACGAACGCGGCGGACAGCAAGAUCCGUACGGCCAAAUCCAACAACAACAAGCGGCAGUCAGGACGAUCAACAGCAACUACAACAGCAGCAGGAUCAAAUGCAGCAGCGAAAGAGACAGCAAUAGCGAUCGGAGCGGAGCCCACAGGGGCAGCGACGCCGCCAGCGACGCUGACUGAGGCAGCGACGUCCGUCGCAGCGAAUUUAUCGACACUUGAGUCCGCGCACUCACAGGCUCACACUUCAGUUGUCAGCGAAACAGCAAGGCAAGCGGUAACCACAGCAAACGCGUCGGCAACAGCAACUCCAACACCAACAGCAACAGCAACACCAAGCGACACGCCAGCAACAACUGUAGCGGCGAUCGAUGACGAUCGCAGUGCGAUAAAUAAUACUAAUCAGCCGCAGAACGACGCGAGUGAAAGUGUUGAUAAUAAAAUCAAAGUGAUCAACUAUGCACAUCAGUCAGAGGAUCAGCAGCAACAGCAACAACAUCAUCAUAACCAUCAGAUCUACGAGCAGCAACAGUUUCUCAACCAACAAUUGAUAAGCCAGCAUCAGCAGGAGCAACAUCAGCAACAGCAAUCACAACAUCAGUCCCAACAGCAACAACUAGCGACACAGGAGCAACAUCAGGCCGGUUGGCUGGCCUAUGACCUGACCAGCGGUUCCGCGGCGGCAGCAGCGGCACAUCACCUCUUGGGCCACUUUCCCUAUCCGCCCACCCAUCACCAUCCAGCUGCCCAGCUCUACGAGCAUUACGCCAGUACGGAUCCCAUAAUGAGAACCAAUUUUGCGGUUUACAGCGUAUACGGCGGAGGUGGCAUGGCCAGUCACGAGCAACUGUCAGCGGCGGCGGCAGCGGCAGCAGCAGCGGCCCAGGGCACAACGCCCAACAUUGACGAGGUGAUCCAGGACACGCUCAAGGACGAGUGCUUCGAGGAUGGGCACAGUAGCAACUACCAUGUGCUGACUUCGGUCUCGGACUUGCAUCCCUUGAAGGAUGCCAGUCCAGUGCCUGGAAUCUAUUCCCUGACUACAGAUCAAAUCCAUCAACAACAGCAGCAUCUGCAUCACCAGCAACAGCAGCAGCAACUCUACCAUCAGCAACAGCAGCAACAUCACCACCACAACAACUCAACCAGCUCGGGGGGCGGCGAUUCGCCAUCGUCCUCCCAUGCCCUGUCCACCAUGCAGAGCUUCACCCAGCUGACCAGCGCCCAACGUGACAGCCUCUCGCCGGAGAACGUCGCCUACUUUGGGGCCACCCAGCUCAGUCCCAGCAUGCAGAACAGCUCUGUUUAUGCUGGAUCCUUGCUCACCCAGGCUGCCAAUGGCAUUCAGUACGGCAUGCAGUCGCCCAACCAGACGCACGCCCACCUCCAGCAACAGCACCACCAGCAGCAGCAGCAACACCAGCAACACCAGCAGCAGCAGCUGCAGCAGCAGCAACAGCACCACCUCCACCACCAGCAGCAGCAUCACCACAACUCGAGCAGCAGCAGUCCGGGUCCAGUGGGUCUGCACCACACGAGCUCCUCGGUGGCAACAGCGGCGGCGGUGGCGGCGGCCACGGCGGCGGUUAAUGGACACAACAGCUCCUUGGAGGACGGCUAUGGAUCGCCAAGGAGUAGCCACAGUGGCGGAGGAGGCAGCGUGGGGGGCGGUGGCACCUUGCCAGCCUUCCAGAGGUUCACAUCCGGCAACAGCGGCUUCGUCAGUGGCAUGCCCAAUGGCUCGGUCAGUGGCCCCGAACGCUACGCUUCGAUUUCCAAUUACCGUCCUCAGAACGAGGGCUGGUUUGACCCGAUGAGCUACACCUCCGCCGCAUCUGGCCAGGCGCAGUUGGGUGUCGGAGUUGGAGCCGGUGUGGUCACCAAUGUGAUACGGAACGGCAGGGCCAUUUCGGCGGCCAAUGCAGCAGCCGCAGCGGCAGUGGAUGGAAACACGGGAGCUUUUCUGUCCGCCUCGGCAUCGUUGUCAGCAAUGGCCGCUGAAUCAGGCGGGGAUUUCUAUAAGGCCAACUCAUUUAAUGUGGGCGGCGGUGGCCGUAGUAAGGCCAACACGACUGGUGCCGCCAGCUCGCAGGCCUACGGCUCCUGUCCAGGCUCGAGUGCAACCUCGGCGACUUCGGCGGUGGCGUCGGGAACGGCGACUGCAGCGACGACGCUCGACGAGCACGUUAGUCGCGCCAAUUCGAGACGCUUGAGUGCCUCGAAGAGAGCCGGAUUAUCCUGCUCCAACUGCCACACCACGUACACAUCGCUGUGGCGCCGCAAUCCAGCCGGAGAGCCCGUCUGCAAUGCCUGCGGACUGUACUAUAAGCUUCACAGCGUGCCCCGACCGCUGACCAUGAAAAAGGACACCAUACAGAAACGCAAACGCAAGCCGAAGGGCACGAAGAGCGAAAAGAAGAAGUUGAAGAACGCCUUAAGUGCCACGUUGGAGAGCGGCUCCUUGGCGGCCAAUUGUCACAAUGUGGGCCAGGCCUUGGACAGCAGCCAGAUGGGAGUGGACGUCAAUGAUGAUAUGAAACCACAGCUCGAUAUGAAACCAUACAACUCAUACUCAUCGCAGCCGCAACAGCAACAUCCGCAGUACCAACAGCAGCAGUCGCAGCAGUUGCUAAUGGCUGAUCAGCACUCAUCGGCGGCCAGCUCGCCCCAUAGCAUGGGUUCCUCCUCAUUGUCGCCAUCAGCCGCAUCACAUCAACAUCAGCAUCAGACACAUCAACAUCAGCAGCAGCAGCAGCAGCUCUGCUCCGGGCUGGACAUGUCGCCCAGCUCUAACUACCAAAUGUCACCCCUCAACAUGCAGCAACAACAGCAGCAAUCCUGCAGCAUGCAGCACUCACCCAGCACGCCCACAACCAUAUACAAUACCCCAUCGCCCACACACCAGCUCCAAAAUAACAACAACAAUAGCUUGCUCUUCAACAACAACAACAACAACAAUAGUAGCAAUGAGAAUAACAAACUAAUACAAAAAUAUCUGCAAGCUCAGCAACAGAGCAGCGGCUCCACCAACGACCAGUUGCUGGCCCAUCUGCUGCCGAACUCCUCGAUUGCGGCGGUAGCAGCAGCAGCGGCGACAGCAGCGGCAGUGAUCAAAACGGAGGCCCUGUCGCUCACCUCGCAGGCCAACUGCUCCACGGUCACCUCAACACCGACCACGGCAUCCAGCACGUUAUCCUCGCUGAGCCACGGCAACAUUAUUAGUCUGCAGAAUCCCUACCAUCAGCUGCAGCUGGGUCAGGGAAUGACGCUGUGCAAGGCAACGCGGGACUCACCGCCAUACUACCUGACGCCGGAGGAGGAGGAUGAGCACCCGGCCCUGAUCAAGAUGGAGCAGAUGGAUACGCCGCAGCAGCAGCAGCAACAAUCGGCCUCGCUGGACGAGCACUACGAACUGGCCGCCUUCCAGAGACAACAGCAGCAGCAUCUUUUGCACCAACAGCAUACGGCCGUCCUUUUGGGCCAACACGAUCAGCAUGCGGCCAACUUUACCAUGCACAAGUUCGGCGUGGAGCGGGAAACGUUGGUGAAGAUGGAGUAGGCGGGACACGCUGAGCUGAGCACCUGCCUGGCACCAUGACCAAAGAUUCUGUUGUUACAUAAAUCUCAUAGCUCCAAAGAAUUUAUAGCCCUUAGUCGCCUGUAUACCAAGAGCCGUUCUCAAAGAACCCUCGCCUAUCCCAAAUCUAUCACAUCAUUAGUUGUACAUAAGCAAGUAAUUUAAGCAAGUCGAUUGACAUUUCCAUUUUCGGCGAAUUCGAAUGACCUACUACUCGAAAUUUGUUAUUAAAUACUAGUUUAAUUCGUAGCAAAAUGCAGACAGCAUAAAAUCAAUUCAGAUUCUAGGUUAAUACUAUUCAUUUAAAUUUGUUAUCAAAUCGAAUACCUUUUGAGAUUUCUUUCAAUCAAAUUCCACUUGGAUAUUAGCCAUUUACUUAAGUUAAAAAAAAAGCAAAUCAAAAAAAAACGAAAACAAAAUCGAUCGAUGUAACCAACAAUCUCAUGCAAUUUAGUUAGUAAUUGAUAUCUUUUUAUACCAUUACCGAUAAAUAUUUAAAGCAAUUUAAGUUAUAGUCUCGUACAACUUUUUACAUCAUCUUUGCAAUAUUAAUUUUAUUUCUUUUGAGCGAAUAAACGACAUUAGUCACUUAAAUGGCCCAAAA